AUGGUGGAGAUGCGGCAGCGGAGGAAGCCGCUGGUGCUCGCCUCCACGCAGGCGCUCCUGGACUCGCUCCCGGGGGACCGCCCGCCGCCACCGCCGCAGGAGCCGGUGCGCCUUAGGGCUGGCGUCCUCCGCUUCCCCUCCGGCGCCGGUGCUGGCGCCGAGUUCGGGGAGCUCGCGUUCUUCGUCGCCCUCCCUGCCUCCGCGCUCCGACGGCUCGCGGUCGUCACCGGCACGCCGGUGCUUGUCAAGAAUACUGACAAUAAUGUUGGGAGGAUUGUCAAAGCAGUAUUGUUUGAUAACCCGUGCCUUGACGAGUCCCGCUCAGAACAUACUGAGAAAGUUGUCUCUGCCUAUCCUUCUGAUCGUGCAAUGGGCUUCUUACCUUGUCGCACGUUCCCUGCUACUGGUUUUGCAUCUAUGGAUGAAGAUGUUGCUUAUGUCAGCCCACUUUUGGCAUUCAACUUGGGGUUGCAUGUUUCUUGCCUCAAGCUUCUUAUUCAAAGAGGAGGACAGCCUUUCAAGUUCUGUUCUCAAGCUGAAGAGACUGAUGCAACUGCCAGUGCUGGAAGUGAUCUUUCUCUUCACUUAGACCUUCUUCCAUGCCCUCGAAGAAGUGACUACCAAGACAUGGUAGAUCAAGCUUUGAACGAGUACUUUAAGUUCGAUAGGUUCCUAGCAAGAGGAGAUGUUUUUUGUAUACAAAACAGUUGGAAUUGUGGCGCAAGCUGCUGCCUGGCAUGCAAUAAGCAGGAUAAUAAACUGCAUCCGCGUAAUAUGAUGUACUUUAAGGUGACUAGCAUGGAACCAUCAGAUGAACCUAUACUUCGUGUUAAUUGCAAUGAAACAGCCCUUGUGCUUGGUGGAGCUGCUUCUGCUGCAAUCCCCCUUAUUCCUUCUUUGCUGCUUCUGUUUCAUGAAAUUUGUAUUCCCAUACGACUCAACCUUCAACUGAACUCGAGUCCCAAAAAUGGCCGCUUUGUAGGAUGUGGAAAGCGCACAGUGCUUAGGCAUGUUGCUAACCAUCUUGGUCUGCAUGUGGUCGAGUGUAGCUGUCAUGAUCUAAUGAUGUCAUCAGAAAGUGGGGCACCUGCUGCACUUGCAACUGCCUUCAAAGAAGCUCAGAAGUAUUCUCCUUGUAUAAUACUUCUUCGCCACUUUGAUGCAAUUGGGAAUGCAUCCUCCAACGAAGGUCCACAGUCUGAGCAAUCUGGGGUUGCAUCGAACAUUGAAUCUGUCAUUAAGCAGUACACUGGACAAUGUUGGGUUGCUAAGGAUUCGCUGCCAGGAAAAGAUGUAAAUGGGAGCUCAUACCUCGUGGAGCCUGAAUGUGUAAGCUCUCUUCAAAUUAUACUAGUUGCAACUGCAGACAGUUCUGAAGGAAUGCAACAGUCAAUUAGAAGAUGCUUCCGCCAUGAGAUCGACAUGAAGACUAUGGAUGAAGAACAGAGAAACAAACUGAUAUCUGAGACACUUCAAGGCAUUCCUAAAGUUGCUGAUGAGAGUAUUGGUGACAAGUUUGUAAAAGAUUUAGCAGCGCAAACGUCAGGUUUCAUGCCCAGGGACAUACUUGCACUGGUUGCAGAUGCUGGUGUAUCUUUUGCGCAUAAAAUUGCAUCAGGGAAAGAUAGCAAAGGAAUUAGUAAGCAUGAGGAGAUCCUUCCAGAAAGCUCUUCUGCCACACAAAAUGAGGAAAAACAUUUCUGCAAAGAAGAUAUUAUGUCUUCCUUGGAACGAGCCAAGAAAAGGAAUCGUGCUGCGCUGGGCACACCCAAAGUUCCCAAUGUCAAAUGGGAGGAUGUUGGUGGGCUAGAGGAAGUGAAAAAGGUUAUUCUAGAUACUAUUCAGUUGCCUCUGAUGUACAAGCACCUGUUUUCUUCUAAAUUGCGCAAGCGAUCAGGUGUCCUGCUAUAUGGACCUCCAGGAACAGGGAAGACCUUACUCGCGAAAGCAGUAGCAACUGAAUGCUCAUUGAACUUUCUUAGCGUGAAAGGUCCAGAACUGAUAAACAUGUAUGUUGGAGAAUCAGAGAAGAAUGUUCGGGAUAUUUUUGAAAAGGCUAGAUCUGCACGCCCAUGUGUCAUUUUCUUUGAUGAGCUUGAUUCCCUCGCUCCUGCACGAGGAUCCUCAGCAGAUUCUGGCGGUGUUAUGGACAGGGUUGUUUCCCAGUUACUUGUGGAGAUUGAUGGGUUGAGUGAUAACAGCCAGGACCUUUUCAUUAUUGGGGCUACCAAUAGGCCUGACCUUCUUGAUUCUGCCCUUCUUCGCCCUGGUCGGUUUGACAAGCUUCUUUAUGUCGGUGUAAAUGCUGAUGCAUCAUACAGGGAAAGGAUCCUUAAAGCACAGACGCGCAAGUAUAAGCUCCACAGGAAUGUUUCUCUUUUGUCAGUUGCUCAGCGUUGUCCACCUAACUUUACUGGUGCUGAUAUUUAUGCACUGUGUGCGGAUGCAUGGUUUCACGCAGCAAAGCGAUCAGUUAAAACAUUUGAAAUCGAUACUUCAAGAAGUAAUGAUGCCAGUGCCGAAGAUGUCAUUGUUGAGAUCGAUGAUUUUAUUACAGUGUUAGGAGAUAUCGCACCAUCACUAUCUCUGGAGGAGCUACAAAACUACGAACAGUUGAGGCAGAAGAUUGAAGGACCUUCUAGAUGA
Molecule: messenger RNA, 2646 nt
Organism: Miscanthus lutarioriparius
Lineage: Eukaryota; Viridiplantae; Streptophyta; Magnoliopsida; Poales; Poaceae
Source: the annotation of a GenBank genome assembly